Messenger RNA from Leopardus geoffroyi (Geoffroy's cat), 1679 nucleotides. It is a transcript of the gene CDC37L1, whose product is annotated as cell division cycle 37 like 1. Gene Ontology annotation, cellular component: cytoplasm. The coding region runs from base 170 to 1183 and encodes 337 amino acids. Gene Ontology annotation, biological process: protein stabilization; protein folding. The record is from RefSeq and is a predicted model, not a curated record. The transcript is spliced from 7 exons. NCBI's taxonomy places the organism in Eukaryota, Metazoa, Chordata, Mammalia, Carnivora, Felidae. Gene Ontology annotation, molecular function: protein-folding chaperone binding; heat shock protein binding.
UUCCGCCGUCCGCUGCCCAGGCCAGCGCGGGGUGUGCGUCGGCGUCGCGGCCAGCAGAGGGAUUCUGGGUAACGGCCCCGGCAGGCUGGGGCGGCUGGCUCCGCGCAGCAGGUUCCGCUCUCGCCAAGUCCGUUGGCAGUGGCGGCUCUAGGGCUGGGGGCAGCCGGACAUGGAGCAGCCGUGGCCGCCGCCGGGACCUUGGAGCCUCCCUCGGGCCGAGGGUGAGGCCGAGGAAGAGAGUGACUUGGACGUGUCCCCCAGUUCUCCCCGCUGCCCGCAGCUGCCGGGCGGCGGCGCCCAGAUGUAUAGUCAUGGAAUUGAACUGGCUUGCCAAAAGCAGAAAGAGUUUGUCAAGAGCUCUGUGGCGUGCAAAUGGAAUCUCGCAGAAGCUCAGCAGAAACUUGGUAGCCUAGCCCUGCAUAACUCGGAGUCCUUGGAUCAGGAACAUGCCAAAGCACAAACAGCGGUAUCGGAGCUGAAGCAACAUGAAGAAGAGUGGAGGCAGAAAGAAGAGGCUCUCGUACAGAGAGAGAGAAUGUGUCUGUGGAACAUGGAUGCCAUUAGCAAGGAUGUUUUUAAUAAGAGUUUUAUUAAUCAAGAUAAAAGAAAAGAAAUAGAAGAUGAAGAUAAAUCCAAAUCAUUUAUGCAGAAAUAUGAACAAAAAAUCAGACAUUUUGGUAUGUUGAGUCGAUGGGAUGAUAGUCAGAGAUUUUUGUCUGACCAUCCAUACCUUGUAUGUGAAGAAACUGCUAAAUAUCUUAUUUUAUGGUGUUUUCAUCUAGAAGCCGAACAGAAAGGGGCUCUAAUGGAACAAAUAGCACAUCAAGCUGUUGUGAUGCAGUUUAUUAUGGAAAUGGCCAAAAACUGUAAUGUGGAUCCAAGAGGGUGUUUUCGUUUAUUUUUCCAGAAAGCCAAAGCAGAGGAAGAAGGUUAUUUCGAAGCAUUCAAAAAUGAACUUGAAGCUUUCAAGUCAAGAGUCAGACUUUAUUCUCAAUCACCAAGUUUUCAACCUAUGACAGUUCAGAAUCAUGUUCCCCAUUCUGGUGUUGGAUCUAUAGGUUCGUUAGAAUCCUUAUCACAAAAUCCAGAUUAUCUUCAGUAUUCUGUCAAUACAGCUCUUUGCAGUUUAAACUCAGUGGUACAUAAAGAAGAUGAUGAAUCCAAAAUGAUGGACACUGUAUGAUUUGGUUAAGACUGCUGAGGCCAAGUGCUAUUUUGUUACAAGAAAGGAAGAACUUGGCUAUUUUCUUGACACUUUUAUGGGUGCUGCACUUUAUUUUUGUUUGGUUUUGAUGGGAGGGGAAAAAAGAGUACUGAAACGUUUUGUAAAAUUUUUUUUAUGUGCUGCUAGGUUUUUUGUUUUUUUUCUGAAGAGAGGAGAGUGAUACCAUAUGUUGUGGGACGUCAAACUGGACUUUGGGUUUUUUUGGUUUUCUUUGGCUACUAAAUUUGCCUUUAAUCUUAUUGUACUCAAUUUUGGAAUCAAAGUAGGAAAAUCUGCACAAAUGCAAUGUUUACAAGAACCGGUUGAUUCUAGGAGGCAUCUGCUACAGUCUCUUUUUAUAUGGGUAUGUACAUGUCCUACGCUACAAAAAUAAUUAAAGAUAAAAUGUACUUGUAUCCUGCUAAUUUAGCUGUCAAAUCUGGUGUUUCAUCAUAUUAAAAGCAAUAAAUCAGUA